Molecule: messenger RNA, 1056 nt
Organism: Ambispora gerdemannii
Lineage: Eukaryota; Fungi; Glomeromycota; Glomeromycetes; Archaeosporales; Ambisporaceae
Source: the annotation of a GenBank genome assembly
AUGUCAAAAACAACUAUCACCGGUAAAAAACAAUUAACUGACAGAAUAUCUAAUAAUCUCAGUAAAAAGAGAGCCAGUUUAACUAAAACUCAAAUCGAAGCCGUAAUUAAUGAAUUAUUAACCGAAACCAAAAAAUCUCUUCUUAAAGGUGAAGAAGUCCGUUUACAAGUAAAAGAGUAUCCAAGUAUGAAAUCAAAGAAAAAGAUUAUUAAUUAUUCGGUUGGUCAUUACCCUUGUAAUGUGAUUAUUAAUGGUCGCUGGUUUACCGAAUUAGAAAUUAGCCAAUAUUACCGGACUAAACCGGGACGCUCCACGGUUAGUGAUGAAAUAAUUCAGGAAUUAGUGAAGCAGUUGAAUGAUGAGGAAGAUUUAGCAAGAGAUAAAAAAUAUUACUCUUUUGAACCUUUAUUCAUCGACCAUCGAGCUUAUAAUUUAGUUUGGGAUUAUGAUGAAGAAGAAAUAACAAGCACACUAAUUAUAAUUGACUGUUAUCGUGAAAGAAAAUUUGAUUUGUUAAAAAGAAUGCAGCAACUGGGUUAUCGUCGGAUAAAUCAAGGUUUAACUCCCAACGCUACUCCCUUAGAAAAAAGUAAAUAUGAAAUCUGCCAAAGCAUUUUGCGUUACAAGAGAGAAAAAAACUUGUCCGAGCAAGAGUUAGGGGAAAAGUUGGGAAUUAAGCAAGUCGACAAAUUAGAGUAUCUUUUAUUUCGUCAUAUUAAUUACUUUACUUUGGACGAAUUAGUUGAUUAUGCCAGUGACUUGUUUACUCCUUUUCACUUAGCCAUUCAUGAGGAGCCAGUGAAAAAAAAUGAUUCUUCUCGAAAAAUAUUGAAGGAAGAAUUUUUAAUUCCCGCUCAAAUUAGUUCUACUCAAUUAGCUCGUGAUAUUAAUGUUUCUUCCAAAGUAAUUAAGGAAAUAAUUGCCGAAGAAAGAGACUUAAAUAAAGAUAUUGCUACCCGCUUGGCCUUGUAUUUUGGCACUGCCCCAACUUUUUGGAUAAAUUUGCAGAGCAAUUAUGAUGAAGAACAAGAUAUUACUUUUAUUCAUAAGGGAUAA